Molecule: messenger RNA, 7338 nt
Organism: Cyprinodon variegatus (sheepshead minnow)
Lineage: Eukaryota; Metazoa; Chordata; Actinopteri; Cyprinodontiformes; Cyprinodontidae
Gene: nhsb
Product: Nance-Horan syndrome protein-like
Exons: 13
Coding region: 311-5515 (1734 amino acids)
Biological process (GO): lens development in camera-type eye; cell differentiation
Source: RefSeq, a predicted model, not a curated record
ACUCAACACGCAUCCUUCCACCGCUGACCUGGGCUGAGCUGUGUCCUGCAUGUGUGUGCGUGUGUGUGCGUGAGUGUGAGCGGGAGUGUGAGUGAUCCCCAGAAACGAGCAGCAGGAUGGAGGAUCUCAAGGAGAAUCUAGGAAGUUUGGAUUGACGCCCGGGGGAUAACGCGCCGUCGGCCUGAACCUCACCGGGCUUCUCGUGGAUUUUAUAUAUUUGGAUGUUGUCUCUACCCCGUUUUUACCCUUUUCUUCUAGGCAGUGGGGAUUUACACUUGGCUCGCAGUGUCUGUUAUUUUUGGCGAACAAAAUGCCAUUCGCCAAAAGGAUUGUGGAACCGCAGCUUCUGUGCAGACACCAGAUCCCCAACGAUGAAGGUGUGCUUUUCGAGGACCUGUGUGCCAUCAGUAAUGUGGUUCUCUCGCGGACCUUGCGCCAGUUGUCCGACCUGGCGCGGCACGCCUGCUCUUUAUUUCAGGAGCUGGAAAACGACAUCAUGAGCACCAACAAGCGUGUCUGGUUCCUUCAGAGCAAAAUAGGCCAGAUCCAGCAGACAGCCAGUGCCCUGGACCCCAAAAAGGAGGCAGUGCCGGUGUCGAACCUGGAUAUAGAGAGUAAGCUGUCCGUGCACUAUCAGGCCCCAUGGCACCAGCAACACAAUGUGUUUCACCCCCUUACCAGACCGCCGUGUUUGGAGGAGCUUCACAGAAAUGCUCAGCUGAGUCUGAGAGCUCUGCAUCAAGAAGAACAACAACAUCAGCUUUCCUCAAGCCGGGAGAGAAACAGGGUGACCAUCUCCAUCUCCGUGGCCCCACCCAUGCCUACGUUUCCCUCACCGCACAGCAUCCGCCGGCAACAGAGAAGUCGGCUUGCACGAGCGCAAGAGAGAGCAGAGAGGGAACGAGAACUGGAGUAUCAACCACGAAAGGAGAGGAGUGUGAAAGAAACAGAGAUGCAAACUACAGAGAGAAAGCUACAAGAGAAACCUGUUAGAGAGGAAGAUAUGAAAACAAUCGAAAGGAAGUUUGAGUGCUUUUACUCACUUGACACUAUUGAAGGUUGCAUCUUCAUUCCAUGGAAUAGAAAGGCUACAUCGACAGAGAACAGAGAAAGGGCUGAGGUCACUGGAGGCCAAACAGCCAAGGCCUUAACCCACAGUACUCCCUCAGCCCAAGAUAAACAAACAAACUGUUCAAAGGAAAACAUCCCGCCAUCAGAUCAGAAGGCAAAUGACGAUUCUCAAGCUGUGUCCUCUUGCAUUAUCCCCAUAAAUGUUACAGCAGGAGUCGGGUUUGACAGAGAGGCCAGUGCCCGUUGCUCACUAGUUCACUCCCAGUCGGUUCUUCAGAGAAGGAGGAAGCUGAGGAGGAGAAAGACUAUCACAGGAAUACCCAAACGGGUACAACAUGACAUGGACUCAGAUGAAUCACCUGUGGCAAGAGAGCGCACAGUGAUCAUCCAUGCCAAUUCACAUCAGCUUUCUCUUUGUCAAGAGGACCUCUCAAUUAGUGGGCGUCUCCACCACACUCGUGACUCUGGCUGCCAGACAGAUGAUUUCCUUAUAGCAUGCACAGCUGCUCCCUCCCGAAGGCGCAUUAGAGCUCAGCGUAACCAUCAAGGUAUCCCUGCCUCUUUGUCCCACUCCACGGGUAACAUUUCAUCCCUGGGAGACCAGUCUGACUUCCCAUACAUCCCGUCCUCCAGCCAUGGUGGGCGGUUGCGUUCACGUAGCCUUCCAAGAGAGGGUGGACGUCUGAUGGACAGUGAUGAAGACGAUGAUGACAACUAUGAUGAUGAUGAUGAAGAUGAAGAAUUGUCACCUUACGAAGGUGAGGACUUCAUUCCAUCAGGACCAAGCCCCAGAAUGAAGAUGAUGAUGAUGAAGGAUGAAGAAGAGAGCACGGAUGAUCAGGCAGCCCCUGAGCCACUGCAACUUGGAAGUCUAAAAAGACUACAGAGGUCUACUGAAAGAGACAGAGUGGGUGGAGGAGGUGGAAGUCCAGAGCCCAGUUGGAUGGAGAGGGGUCGUUCUCGCUUGCCCCGCAAGGCUGACAUGGGUAGCUGUGAAAUCUCAUCCAGUUCUGAUACUUUUAGUAGUCCUAUUCACUCAGUGUCUACUACAGGAGUUCUAGGCAGCCACGUGGAUCACAAGGAAGACCACCAGUCAUCAAGUGGUAACUGGAGUGGCUCCAGCUCCACGUGCCCCUCACAGACAUCUGAAACCAUCCCCCCACCUUCAUCUCCACCCCUAACAGGCUCUUCUCACUGUGAUUCAGAGCUAUCACUUAACACAGCUGCCAAUGCUAUCGAUGAGGGAUUUUCCCUCGAUCCUUCCUACCACUCUGACCUCAGGCCCCAGAGUCAAGGCCACAGAUCAAGCUCUUUUACAUCAUCAGCCACAGACCAGCUUGAUGAUGCAGGGGUCAGCACAGCCAGUGAAGGGGAGUGGGCGUACCUCCCUGACCAAGACCAGACCGAUGCAGACCAAGACCUGGAACACACUCAAAAGCUGAGUGACAGCCACAGAUUUCCUCAAGAAUACAGCUCAAAAGAAGGCCUUAAUGAUCAAACAUGUUUUAAUAAACAGAAAAACAAUACUGAAAAAGAGCCUGACUCUCAUUACCCAUCUGAUAGAGAGGGUUACUUCUCAUCCUCUGUAAACUUUGGGGAAUAUAAUCAAACUUACAAAGAAUACACCUGUAACUAUGCAGACCUAGGGCCUGACUCUCAUCAGUCCAACACUUUGGAAACUCGAUUAUCCCGCGGCAGUUAUCCUCAAUCAUCACUUGAGUUAAAAACAGGCACUAUGACUUUAGGGAGAACUUUUCGUCCUUUAAGAAAAUCAAAAGUCAAACCUCCGCCGCCAAAGCGAACCUCCUCACUAAAGGAAGCCAGUAUUAGUGUUGAUGUUGGAACAGACACACAAACAGAUAAGGAUCAACCAAAGAUCGUUAAUGAGCAAGAACUUACCUCGUCUUCCACAGAUAUGAAGUUGGAACUGGACCUGGAAAUUGGAGUAGCCCCAGAACCAUUACAGUCAUCUUGUCUAGUUUCUGAGUCUUUGGGAACUUGGGGCAUGGGACUGGGGGGAGCCAUGGACGUAGUAGAGCCAAUGUCCUUCAGCUCUGCAGAUACACAUUCAUUUAAGGAUGAGGGUGCUGUGCAAUCUGACUAUGCAGACCUGUGGCUUCACAACAGUGAUCUAAAGUCUAACAAUGGAGAGUACGCAUCAAUGUCGAACUCAAGCACAGCCACAGGCACCACCAUUAUGGAUUGUAUGAAGUCACCAGACAGCUCUUCCUCUUCCACAGAGACACCUCCCCAGGCUGUUGCCCAGACUCUUGAAUCCAAGCAAAGCAGCCCAUCUCUCCCCUCUGGGGACUAUAAGCUUGGGUCACCUGAAAAAUUGGCUAGCCUAGCUUCACCAUCGAGCGGUUAUUCCAGUCAGUCUGAAACCCCAACAUCAACUUUACCCUCAUCAUCAGCAGCAUUCUUCCCAGGACCACUGUCCCCUUCAGCUGGCAAGAGAAAGCCUAAAGUGCCAGAAAGGAAGUCAUCUCUCUCUUCCUUACAACAAUUUCCUAGAGAUGGAGCUUCCAUUUCAUUUUGUAAUAAGAGAGAUCCAGACUUUCCACCUCCACCCUCACAACUUGAUCUGAAUGUUCUACAUGGAGGCUAUGUGAGACACACAUUAUCUCACCGAGCAUACCACAUGCACACCUUACACCAUAGCAAACACAGAGUUGCAAAUGUCUUAUCUGGUGGACCAAAAACAUCAGUCCCUGAAGUAACUAAUACCAACCCACCAACAAGUUCAAGCUCUGCUUUAUCAAACCCAAGCUCAAAUGUUUUGCCAGUAACUCCAUCUACAAUUCGUUCUGUGCAGCUUCAUCCAGUAAGCCAAUUUGCUGAGCCACAGAGUACUUCCAUAACAUACCAGGACACAGCAAAUGGAGCUGAGACUGUAACAAGGCCAAAAUGUCCUCCCAGUGGCUCUACUCUAGCUCCUCCACCUGUUAAUACCAGGCCACUUCCUCCUCGAAGACCACCUCCAAGACCCCCAUGUCAUGACCAUAUCUCCUCUCCUGAACGUCCACAGCCGCCUCCACCUGGUCGCCAUCCUGAUGGACCUCCAUCCUAUGAAAGUCUGCUUCUAAGGCAGGAUCGUUAUGGGCCAGGAACAUUUUGGGCUAUGACUGCCUUCAGAACAAGGAUGGACCCUUCAUCAGACCUCUCUGAAGACAGUUCACCCCUGCAUAGGCCAGUUCCACGUGCUCCACACCCUUCCCCUGUUGAUCUUCACACACAUAUUCACUCACACGCAGAAUUCAGAGGGCUCACCCACUCAGCAAAUGCUCGUUCAGAGUUUAGAGUUUUGGGGGAGCGCUCUUUCUCCCAGGAUGAUGAUGAAGAUGAUGAAGAGGAGGAAGAUGAGGAGGAAGAGCAGGUGAAAGAACUACACAGAGCUGCAUGUUCCAAAGGAGGAAUUCGAUCAGACCACCCUCCUCCCCCAGCAUAUGAAUUUGCUGGAGGAUCCCAUCUAAACUCAGGGCCAUGGGCUAGUCCUGUUAAAGUGCCUGGUAACACAACCGAGACAUCGCAUCCUUACUCAAUCAGCGAUGCCAGAAAAGGACAAGAAAUGCAGAAAGAGGAGAAGGAAAUAAAAUCAGGUGCUACCCGAAGUGCCCAUCAGCACCCACUCCAGGAAAGCAAAGAUGACUCCACCACUCCUGAUACUGAGGAUUACUUUAGCAAAGAUUCCACACCCAGUGACAACUCACUUUCUCCCCUGACGGAGGACACCAAAGUGGAUGACGAUAUUAUUAUCACAUCCCCUAACAAGAGUCGUACAACGGAAGACCUAUUUGCCAUGAUACACAGAUCCAAGAGGAAGGUUCUGGGCCGUAAAGAUUCAGGAGACAUAAACCUGAAGUCUCGUCUUUGCCCUGCUGCAGCUAUAACUCCCAGUAAUGUUUCCAGUGGUGUUAUCCCUCCAGCACCACCUCUGAACUUUCCAGUUACUUUAGCCAAUGCUGUUGGGUCACAAAGAGGCCCUGUCCCCAUCUAUCGCAGUGCUAAAAAAUCAAGCACGUCAAAUGAGGAGUUUAAACUUCUUUUGUUAAAGAAAGGUAGCAGGUCUGAUUCUAGCUAUCGCAUGUCAGCAACAGAGAUUCUGAAGAGUCCCAUCACCCCCAAAACACCAGGGGAGUCCCUUCAGGAAGGUCCUUUUAGACAGCCAGAGGAGCAAACUUCUAUGUCACAGGAGCCUCCAGUCUCUGGUCUGGACCCAAUCCAGAUACCAGGAAUUUUUCCUCGGGCCAUCUCAGAGAGUUUCACUCCUAAAACCCUUCCUAUGUCGGCUGCAUCUCGUCAGGGACGUUCCCGGAUCCCCCCGGUUGCUAACAGCAGCCGCUACAGUACACGCAGUCGCCUCUACACAGCGCCCAUGCAAGCCAUUUCUGAAGGGGAGACAGAAAACUCAGAUGGGAGCCCUCAUGAUGAUAGAUCAUCAUAAAAUGACCUAAUAAGAACUUUUGCCUGUUGUGUUUUCUGGAUUUUAAAUACCCCCACUACUCUUUUUCAGCAGUAGGGUGACUCCUGCAGCAUUUGAAACCUGACUGUUGCUGAUAUGCCUACAGCUAAAAGCAAACUGUUUAAAAGUGACAGACUGUUGCGAGAAAGAAUCAUUAAGGGAUUGAAAUGAAAUCCUGAGAAUAUAUCUAAAUACUUUAUUUAGUAAAGAAUAAUCCAAUUCUUUAAAAGUGUAAAAAAUAUUUUAAUUGAAGACUGUUUUUUUAAGAAAACAUAAAAAAAAUGUCUGAAAUGUUUGGGAAAUUAUAUGAAAUAAUAUUGUGAGAAAGUGUGUGUGCCUGUACAGGCACAUGCAAUCUUUACUAACAUUUCUACUUUUUGUGCUUUGAAUAGCACGGGUGCACAUGUAUCACUUGGGGACUGAUUUAUUACUUCAUAUAAAAAAUUCUUUUCACAUUUUAUAUUCUUUUAACCUAUGGUGCCAACUGCAUCAGCCAGACUUCCGUGAGUCUUUACUCAGCAUUCCUGCCAACAAGCAAAGUGUAUUUGAUGUGGAAGUCGCUGACAAGUCUCAAAUGAGCACCACAUUUUUUUAUUUUAUUGACAUCUGCAGACCUGCCAUAAAAUAUAAUAACAAAGAGCCAAUCUUAUAUUUGUUGACUAAAAUGAUAUCCAAAUACUAACACGAUGCAUGUAUUUUUGUAAAACUGCGCCUAAAAACGUGGUGGUAAGAUUUCAACUUGUUGCAUGACCUAUGUGGAAAGAACCCCUGGAUCCUAGUUUCUUUUAGCAUUGUUGUACUUCUUUUGCAAUGUAGGAGCAAUGAUUAUGUCACUGCUAAACAUUUGAGUUUCAAUUCAGCCACAUUAAUCAAAACAGAUUUUCCUUUGAGUGUUUAAAACAGAAGGAGCAAGGGCUUGCAACUACUUGUCUAUCAUACAGGCUAACUUUGGACAAUCGCACAGUGGCCUUUCUCCUACAGAGGUGGUUGUGGCAGGGUGCUUAGAAGCCCCAGGAGGUAUACAUUUACAUGAAGCUGUGUCAAGUUUCAAUAGGUUUAAACCACACAUUUAUUAAAAGCUGACCUUAACAUUUCUUGCUCGUUCCAGCCGCUAACAAAAAGUUGUACUGCGGAAAGCAGCAAAGGUGCAUUUCAUAGCCGAUUUAAAAGUGAAUGCAGAUGGUGAAAAUGCUUUAGAAGAACUUCAAUCUGUUGGACUAGAGGUUAUCUUGGUGUGGUUUCACAGAUCCAACCUCAUUUUGCACUUCGUGAUUCACAAGAGUAGAAGAAAAAAAAAGACAUAUCUUAUAAUUAAAUCCAUGUAUAUUUGUACUGAAUAGAAAAGGUCUUAUCUAUAUUGAAAUAAAGAUAAAUUUUAUGGGGAAUAAUCCACGUGUAGCAAAGAACAGGACUCACUGACAUUACACAUUAGUUUUUUUAUUUAUUUAUUUUAGCAGUGUACUGUUCGCCUCUCCUUGUUGCCUCUCCUUCAUUUGCACUGACCCAGUAGCAUUAGACAGGUGAACGCUCAACACAAGUGGCCGGAAUUACAAUUCAAACCUCACAUUUCAAAUAAUCUCAGAGAGAGAAAGAAGACGGUAAAGGACAGAAGUCAAAUAUAACAAUGAUGGUUCAUAACUUAUUAUUGCAGCGAGGAUAAAAGAUAUGUCCUUCAAAUAUAUAUCUUUCACUAAUGGAAACCUUGAUCUCUCACCUGCUUGCUAGAACAAACACAACACAUACUUCUUAUGUUUAGAUACCAUGCUUCAUUUGAAACUAUUCACUGUAUUCUGUGAAUACCUCAG